Molecule: messenger RNA, 1264 nt
Organism: Anguilla anguilla (European eel)
Lineage: Eukaryota; Metazoa; Chordata; Actinopteri; Anguilliformes; Anguillidae
Product: proenkephalin-B-like
Exons: 3
Coding region: 175-927 (250 amino acids)
Biological process (GO): sensory perception; chemical synaptic transmission; neuropeptide signaling pathway
Cellular component (GO): dendrite; neuronal cell body; axon terminus
Molecular function (GO): opioid receptor binding
Source: RefSeq, a predicted model, not a curated record
CGACAAUCAAAAGCAAGAGUUGGAUCCUAUCAAACUUACUAUCUGAAAUACACUGGGAGAAUUCACUUGACAAAGAAGAGUCUGAUACAUAUUUCUGAACCUAACUACGUAUUCAACCAACUGAGGCACACAUUGUGAUAAUAUUAAGAUACCGAAGAAACAUAGUCGGGAAGUAUGGAGUGGUGCGUUUUAGCGCUCAUCUUGUGCAUGAUCUCUUCAAUCCGAGCAGAUUGCACUUCCCAGUGUUUAAGCUGCGCCCAACAGAUCCCCAAUUCGGAAGUGUCCAUCAACAGCCUGACUUGCACUUUAGAGUGCGAAGGGACCCUUUCCUCCACAGUAGAAUUAGAUAAAUGCGAGAAGGCUUUAGAGUUAUUUUCCGCCGGUCAGGGGGGGUUCAACGACAGAAACGAGCAACCGCCCAGCGCGUCUGAGACUGGAGACCAGCAGGAAACUUCCAUUGCUAAUGUGGUCAAGCGUUACGGUGGAUUCAUUAAGAGGAUCGAGAAAAACAAAAAAAUAAAUUCUCCCUCGCGUGAAAAUGCUUACCUGAAAGGCAUGUUUGCCAAAAAAUACGGGAAUUCGCUGAGAAAAUUUUGGGAAAGAGACAUCCCGGAGCUUUUGCAGGACACCCAGCGCGGAGAUCGUUCUUCGGAGGACGAGGCCGCGAUCUACGACGACGACACGGCCAUCAACGAAGAGAAACGGUACGGAGGUUUCUUGAGAAAAUUUGGCCCAAAGAGAAGUGACUCCGGAGAGGAAGGUGGCCAAGAAGAGUUACAAAAACGUUACGGAGGUUUCAUGCGGAGGAUUCGACCAAAACUCAAAUGGGACAAUCAGAAAAGAUAUGGGGGGUUUUUACGGCGUCAUUUCAAAGUAUCAGUUCGAUCAGAGGAAGAACCCUCCUCCUACGAAAAUUUUGACCUAUAGAUCAUGAUCGGAACCGUUGAUUUCAGACUGAAGGAACUUACUAUUGCAGACACACCGGAAUCCUCACUAUACCCGUUAACUCGUAGGCUAUUUGUGCAUUUUGCUUAACAGACCGAGGUCCAAGAAGUUUCCGCAGGGCGUAAUUGUAGAAUAUCUGCUUAUGUCAGUUCUGUCUUGAUGCAUAUUGUGAGACGGACUAAAAGAGACUUUUCCUUUGUAUAAAUAAAUGACGAAUGUAUAAUUCAUGUCCGCUGAAAUAUUAUUUAUUAGUCUAUACAAUCAAGUAUGCUUGUUUAAUAAAAAAACAAAAACAAAUAAUAAAUGUGAUUAUCCAUUG